AUGCUGCGCAAGAGAAACAGACCCAGUAUCGUAUGUACCUUUUGUAAAAAGCGAAAGGUGAGAUGCGAUAAGGGUAAUCCGUGUUCCACUUGUGUCAAGUAUGGAAACAAGGACUGUGUUUAUGGAGAUCCAGCUCCGCAGUCCGAAGCCCCAGAUGCGGUUUCGGAGCUUGAAUUUUUAAAACAUAAGGUACAAAUGCUAGAAUCUUCCAUUGGACUGGCCAAUCUGUCCCACAGCGAUGUCCACCAUAGGUCAUCUUCUUCCAACAAUGUAACACCUGAUUCCAUACCUUCCGUACCACCUCAGCCUUUUGGAACAAGUCCACAUAAUGGAGCCCCUGAUAUGAGAGAGCUGGCUCCUCAGCGAUUCAUGAACGGCAGUGCCAAUGGGUGCAUGAACGGCUCUAUACCUACCAAUCAGGGGUCUCCUGGAGGUGCAAACUUAUUUGGUAACUCUUUUGCAGGGCCAUUCUCUUCUCAAUUUAAUGGCCUGGCACCCAUUCAAGGACUCCCUCGUUUGGAAAGCCGGUUUUCUCGAGGACACACUAGCUCGCAAAUGGCAGACGUUCAAUCGGUUCUUGGAAAGAAUCCAAUAGGCAGCUACUCCGAUACCAUAAACUUCUACGAUGGGUAUAACCUGGUGUUUGUUCGAGGCGAGGCAAGGAAGUCCUUUGGUCCCUUGAGCUGGGUAGCCCAUGUACAACUCAAUCAGCCUUUGAAACACAUAUGGCUGUUCAUGAAGCUCAUAAACGUCCAGCAACGUAAAAUGAAACUUCUCACGGUUGAAGAAAAUGUACAAUAUGACAAUACGGAGCGAGAGUUCAGAGAACGCGUUGAAGAAGUCGAAGGUAUACGAGACGAAAAACCUUUCAAAAACUACCCGAACACAACAAUCUCCGCAACGAUAACAAAUCCAAAGAAGAUGAAUCCAGCACUUGUAUCAAAAGGAAUCCUGUUUUGUAACAUUGAGACAUCAAACAUAGAUGCAAUUAUCGAAGCGGUACGCGGAUUACUACCCAAGAAGAAGAUAUUCUGGGCUCUCAUAUCUCGUUAUUUCCAACAUGUUUACCCAUUUUUUCCGCUUGUGGACGAACUUGUCUUACGUGAAAAUUGUACGAGAAUUUUUGCUUCUAAGGCGGAAGAUUCAGAGGUUAUUGAUGAUAUUAGGGUUGAGCGCCGACUUGACUUUGCUCAUAUCGGGUUAGUAUUGAUUAUCCUUCGGUUUGCCCAUCUCAGUUUGUUCUCCAACGUUGCGAAAGUGAACGGUCUUCCAAAUCCGAUUCUGCCUGAAGCUCAAAUUCUAGUAGAAAAUCCAGUUGAGGCCGAGGUCGUCAACAUUGCCCAUCAUUGCUUAAACCAGUUCAACAUCUGUGGAUCAGUAUCAAUACCAGUACUUCAAUUGGCUAUAUUUGUACGCUUAUAUCAGAUCUACGGCCCUGAGACUGGUGACCAGGGAAGUGACCUCGGAAAUCGGACUUUAUUGACCACGGCUGUCAUACAGAUGGCACAAUCGAUGGGGCUCAACCGUGAACCUGAUCCUUCAAUGGGGCCAGUAGAUGAUCGCGAAAACAGCUUACGUCGAAAGAUUUGGUAUUACUUAUUGGUUCUUGAUGUGAAUACUGCUCUUUUCCUGGGAGCGCCCUUGACUGUGGGUAAAAACAUGUUUGAUACGAGAGCUCCAUAUUACAUCCCAGGAGUACGAAAUGUCGAGAGUGACGCUAUUGAAGAGAUGACUGUAUCUACUUUUGAUGGUUUUGACUACAUGUGGGAGCAACUUUAUGAUAUCGUUGGCCUGAUAGUGAGUAUUAAGGGCACGCUUCACCUUCACGAAUUUACAGCCAAAUUGUCUAUACUUGAGCAAAACGCCACGUUCAACUACCAAAAGUUGUUGGAGAUCCUUGACGAUAACACAAGCGUCCUCGAUGUAUUUUCAAAAGUCAUGAAGUUGAAGAUAUACUUUUCUUGCUCCUAUUUCCUUUCGACUAUACACUUGCGGUUGUCAUCUUACUUUGAGAAUAAGGGAGAAAUCAGGCUAUCAUUUUAUUAUAUGAAGAAGGCCUGUCUUAUUACAGUUCAUGACAUGUUGUCUUUGCAUCACAGUAUUACUGCAAGCAACACAGCAAUUUUCAGAAAAUCGACGGACAUUGUAAUCACACCUGGGUUUAUUUCAUUGGUCAAUUCAGGAGUGACCAUUAUAUUGUCAUUGAGAAUCAGAACUUUGGCAAGUAUAAUCACCAUUAACGAACAGCUCAAUCAAAGUUCUGAAAACGAAAACAAAUCGACUAAUUUGAUUAGGCUUCACCAGAAGUUGUCGAUUCUCAAAAACUUACUAGAGGACUGUUUCAAGAGAUUUACCAAUUUGAUUGCACAUUUGAGUACAAGAUAUAUCUACGCCUGGAAGAUGCUCAAGAUUUUUGGUUUUAUGGAUGAUAUUCUUAGGGACCAGGAAUUUCAUGAUCGUAUGAGAAACGGAACGGCUGGCUCGUUACCAGCUACUUAUGACCAUGAAAUGGUAGUUUCACUUAUAUCCCUCUUGGAAUCCACUUUGUCUAACAUAAAGAAAAAACCAGAAAAUGAAGAUUUGAAAAACAAAUUCUCUCAAUUUAGCAGAGAUAGCCCUACAGGAAGCGUCUCGUCUGAUUCCAUCCCUGAUAGUGAGCAAAUAGAUCAGAUGUGGUUGCAAUUGAUGUCUCAAAAGAAUGUGUGGCUACAGAAUAUGGAACAAUCGAGGGAACGUGGUAAUGGCCAGUACGCACGUCCCUUGGAAGACGAAAUGGGAUCAUUCAACGAAUAUAACGAUCUAGCGAACUACGAAAGUUUGGGUUUUGACGGUUUGAUAUCAUCUCAAGCCGGAAAGUCGGAGAAGGAUAAGAUUGUGAAUUUCAACAUUUUCGACUCCUUACCGAUGGGCGAGAUGUAUGGAAAUUUCAACUAA
Messenger RNA from Meyerozyma guilliermondii ATCC 6260, 2934 nucleotides. RefSeq names its product Zn(II)2Cys6 transcription factor. The record is from RefSeq and is a predicted model, not a curated record. The transcript has a single exon. Gene Ontology annotation, biological process: positive regulation of transcription by RNA polymerase II; DNA-templated transcription. NCBI's taxonomy places the organism in Eukaryota, Fungi, Ascomycota, Pichiomycetes, Serinales, Debaryomycetaceae. The coding region runs from base 1 to 2934 and encodes 977 amino acids. Gene Ontology annotation, molecular function: DNA-binding transcription factor activity, RNA polymerase II-specific; zinc ion binding; DNA binding. Gene Ontology annotation, cellular component: nucleus.